Cygnus atratus (black swan) is the source of this 7517-nucleotide messenger RNA. RefSeq names its product phosphofurin acidic cluster sorting protein 2 (gene PACS2). The record is from RefSeq and is a predicted model, not a curated record. Gene Ontology annotation, molecular function: transmembrane transporter binding. The coding region runs from base 30 to 2693 and encodes 887 amino acids. Lineage: Eukaryota; Metazoa; Chordata; Aves; Anseriformes; Anatidae. The transcript has 24 exons. Gene Ontology annotation, biological process: protein localization to plasma membrane.
GUGCCGGUGUGCGCGGGGGGCCGGCGGCCAUGGCGGCGGCGGCGGAGCGGGGCCGCCUCAGCUUCCCGGGGGGCGCGGGGGCCCUGGGGCGCCCCGUGCCCAUGAACCUCUUCGCCACCUGGGAGAUCGACGGCUCCAGCCCCAGCUGCGUCCCCAGGUUGUGCAGCUUGACACUAAAGAAACUGGUAGUCUUAAAGGAGUUGGAUAAGGAGCUUAUUUCUGUGGUCAUUGCUGUCAAAAUGCAGGGCUCCAAGCGCAUCCUGCGGUCUCACGAGAUUGUAUUGCCCCCGAGUGGACACGUGGAGACGGAACUUGCGCUGACCUUCUCGCUGCAGUACCCUCACUUCUUGAAGAGAGAAGGCAACAAGCUUCAGAUCAUGCUGCAGCGGCGGAAGCGGUACAAGAACCGAACGAUUUUGGGCUACAAGACUCUGGCUGUUGGGUCUAUCAACAUGGCUGAGGUCAUGCAGCACCCCACAGAAGGUGGCCAGGUGCUAAGCCUCUUCAGUAACAUCAAAGAAGCUGCAGUGAAGGUAGCAGAAAUCUGGAUCUUCUCCUUGUCAAGUCAGCCAAUUGACCAUGAAGACAGCACGAUGCAGCCCAGCCAGAAAAUCAAGUCUACAGACAACUAUUCCGAGGAAGAGUACGAGAGCUUCUCUUCUGAGCAGGAGGCCAGUGAUGAUGCCGUACAGGGCCAGGAUUUGGAUGAUGAUGAGUACGAGCUGGGGAAGCCCAAGAAGCAGCGGAGAUCGAUAGUAAGAACGACGUCCAUAACCAGGCAACAAAACUUCAAACAGAAGGUUGUGGCAUUGCUGAAGAGGUUUAAAGUGUCUGAUGAGGUUCUGGAUUCGGAGCAGGACCCAGCAGAGCAUGUCCCAGAGGUGGAGGAGGACUUGGACCUCCUGUAUGACACACUGGACAUAGAGAACCCCAGUGACAGCGGGCCAGAAAUGGAAGAUGACGACAGUGUCUUGAGCACUCCAAAGCCAAAGUUAAAACCUUAUUUUGAAGGACUGUCACACUCCAGCUCUCAGACAGAAAUUGGUAGCAUCCACAGCAUCAAGAGCCAGAGAGAGCCAUCAAGUCCUCAGGUAGAAGUGCCUGAAAAGUCAAAGACUCUCGGAACCAAACAUCCAGGCGACAGUAUUUCUGACACUGUAUCUUUUGAGUCCAGCCAACAAGCUGAGGUUCAAGAAGCUGAGCUUCCCACACCAGAUGUGUUUGUUGAGAAGCUCCCACCCAGCGGGAAGAUCACCAAGACAGAGUCCCUCAUUAUCCCAUCCACCAGCAGGUCUGAAGGGAAGCAGACGGGACGCCGGGGAAGAAGCACGUCUCUGAAGGAGAGGCAGCCAGUGAGGCCACAGAACGAGAGAGCGAACAGUCUGGAUAAUGAACGAUCUCCAGACACCCGGCACCACUUACAGAUCCCCAGGAAAACGGUGUAUGACCAACUAAAUCACAUCCUGGUUUCUGACGACCAGCUGCCAGAAAACAUUAUUCUUGUCAAUACUUCUGAUUGGCAAGGCCAGUACCUAUCAGACGUCUUACAAAAGCAUACCUUGCCAGUGGUCUGCACGUGCUCCUCAGCUGAUAUUCAGGCAGCUUUCAGUACUAUUGUCUCCAGGAUACAGCGAUACUGUAACUGCAAUUCUCAGCCUCCAAACCCCAUUAAAAUUGCAGUGGCCGGAGCCCAGAAUUACCUCAGUGCUGUAUUGAGGCUCUUUGUAGAGCAGCUGUCUCACAAAACCCCAGACUGGCUCGGCUACAUGAGAUUUUUGAUCAUCCCUCUAGGAUCUCAUCCAGUGGCCAAGUAUCUGGGGUCUGUAGAUUAUAGAUACAACAACUUCUUCCAAGAUCUAGCCUGGAGAGAUCUGUUCAACAAACUUGAAGCACAGACCACUGUUCCAGAAGCACCUGAUGUCGUCUCCAGAAUAACGCAGUAUAUAGCAGGGGCAAACUGUGCGCACCAGUUGCCCAUUGCUGAAGCAAUGCUGACGUACAAGCAGAAAAGCCCCGACGAAGAAUCUUCACAGAAGUUCAUUCCCUUUGUUGGGGUGGUGAAGGUUGGAAUAGUGGAACAAUCCUCUGCAACGUCAGGUGACUCUGAUGACGCAGCUCCCUCAAGCUCCAGCGUCCUUUCUUCUACCCCACCUUCUGUGUCUCCUGCUGUGAAGGAAGCCUCCCCCACGCCACCUUCCUCACCGUCUGUCACAGGCAGCUUCUCGUCCUCAAGCCAGAGCCUCGGUGCUGAGCUGAUGGGCCUGCAGGUGGAUUACUGGAUUGCAGCUCCACCCGUGGACAGAAAGAGAGACCCGGAGAAGAAGGACCCCUCCACUACCAAAAACACACUGAAAUGCACUUUCCGGUCCCUCCAGGUCAGCAGGUUACCUGCCAGCGGUGAGAUUGCCACCACUCCGACCAUGUCCAUGACUGUCGUGACAAAAGAGAAGAACAAGAAAGUGAUGUUCUUGCCCAAGAAAACAAAAGACAAAGAGGUCGAGUCAAAGAGCCAGUGUAUUGAAGGAAUCAGCAGGUUGAUUUGCACAGCGAAACAUCAGCAGAACAUGCUGCGGGUCCUGAUCGAUGGGGUAGAGUGGAACGACGUCAAGUUCUUUCAGCUGGCAGCACAGUGGUCCUCUCAUGUCAAGCACUUUCCCAUCUGCAUAUUUGGACACUCCAAAUCUAACUUCUAGCCGUGCUCGGCGGAGGGACCUUCUGUCCGUCCCAGGGACUGCACACCAGGAGCCAGGAACUGCGUGCCAACUCUGACUCGCGUCGCUCUGCCCUCUCCUGCAGAAUUAAUUACAGAUGUGCUUGGAUUACUUUUGAAUUACUUUUUUCUAUUAACUCUUAAGUUUACUACAAGGGAAGGAAACCCCUUUAAACAAAGGCAAAAGAACAAAACAGUCUUAAAUAUAGAUGUGCUGACAAAAAAGCUGUGGGGGAGUUGGCAGGAGCAGGCAACCUGCCCGAGAACACCUACCACUUACAAGCAGAUAGCUGAAUUACUGCACUGCUUAUUAACCCGAGACCUCAUUGGUGUGCGUGGGCUGGGGAGCCGCGGAUCAGCUUGAACAGAUUUUGCAGAAGAGCACGCACGUUACGAUGCAUUUGGCCCCCUCCCUCCAUGUUUCUAGCAAAACCAAUGGCCAGUCUUUCUUCCUGCUGCCAAAGGACGAGAGAUCAGCGAGGCUGGAGGGAGUUCAGCUGUCUGGUUUGAGAAACAAACCGCAUAGCUAGGGAGAUCUAGAGAGGAGAUCGCCCUUCAGCGCACGGAGUCCGCCACGAGGACAGGCAGGUGUUUGUGCUGAGGUGACACCUGAGGAGGGUUGGGCAGGAACAGGAGUUAGGGAAACACUAGGUGUAAGGGAACUCCAGUGUCCCAGGUCAGUGACAAUGACCAAACCAAGCCAGUCACAAUGUCCCCGCAGCUGGCUGCGCUGCUGAGGGACGCCGCGUCAGUGGGGUCGCUGCUAUUUACAUACUCACACCGAUUAUUUACCUGUCAAUAAAACCUCGUCCAGCCUCUAAAGGGAAAGGAUUUUUUUAAUAGCUGCAGAUUUUUUUUAAUGCUUUCUAAAAAAAGAAAAACAAAUAAAAAAUAAGAGGGGGGAAAAAUUAAAUUGCCAAAAAAACCCACCCCAAACCCAGAAGAUGAGCCGUUGUCUGUGAAGUGAUACAUCACUGUAGUGGCUGGAGUCAGAGCCAGCUAAGGCGCUCUGCACGUCCAGCUGCCUUCCCGUCCAUCUGUCAGACUGCACACGUGAGGUAGCGUGGGCUGCUUUAUCCGCUCUGCCUUUGUCCUGCUCUGACUGCGCCGUCCUCCCCAGAGCCAGCUGCUGGCUUUGCCUGGGUGUAUUUUCACCGUGCCCGGCGUAACACCCAGGAUCUCUUCUCACAGGGACUGCGAGACUGCAACAGAAGCAAAGGGUGCUGCGGGCAGGCGGCCUCCUGCAGGAAGUUGCCCCGACCGUCUGCUUUCUGGGUAUCCCUUCCCAGGGGCAUUUAUUUCCCCAUGGGUUGCAUCCCUUCCCCAGCAGCGUGUUUGCCCUGGCAGGGCACUGCCUGCGGGCUGAGGCUUUGCCACGCGAUUCAGUCCCAAGCUGCAGUGGAAGCUACAGCUGGGACGUGGGAGAGGAUGCAGCCAGCCGCGUUUGUUGUCCUGCUGGGGCAGCAAGGUGUCCUCGGGGGAGCUGGAGGAGUGAGACUUGGGGGUGUCUCGUGCCCAGGGCUCGUUUUGGCCUGGCUCUGGCCGUGCUUAUGUUCGCUUUGUGCAUCUCACUGCUGCCAGGACACGGGGAUGUUCUCGCAAGGAGUCGGUGUGGCAGGCAGCAGCUCCGGGCAGCCCUGGUGCUACGGAUGUGGCUUUUUGCUCUCUGGGCUUCCCGAGGUGUUCGCAGGAGGGGCUGGAAGCAGGCGGCAGAUGGGGCUUAGGGAGCAGAGUGUGCCUGUUGUGUUGAAAAGCAGAUGUUUCUGGCCUUUCGGGGUGAGGGACUGAAGCUUCUGGUGGGGUCCUUUGGGUCCCCCCCUUGUGAGCAGGUCUGGCUCCACAAGCAUUUCCAGAACGCGCUUUCAGAGAGCAGUGAUGCUUUUGAACCUUUCCCGGCAUCCACUGGUCAGUUUUUGUUGUUGUUGUUUUUCCCUCUGACUCGUUACCCUUGGUUAUUAAAGGUCUUGGAGAAUUUGCUUUGUCCUGCUCUGCACAGGGAGCGCCCAGGUGGCUUUGAGCAGGGUGCUGGUGGUGUGCUCUGUUAGGGCUUCUGCUGACGGGGAACAAGGGAUCUUCAGGCGAGAGCGUGAUCCCUGCUGGAUCUAGUGCCUCUCACAGCUCAGGGCACGGGCUGCUUCACUGAUUUUGAUUUCAUGAAAUCCUUUCCCAGCACAAGUGCACCCUGCCUGGCCGGGGACUGGGCAUUCCCUUCAAGCCACCCGCGGGAGGAGGACGCGGUCCAACGCUCGGCGGCACGCUGCUGGGCAGGCCAUCUUGUCCGCUUGCAGUCCUCCUCCCUGCGGUCUGCGGGCAGGUCUGCCUCCGUCUGCCUGUGCCAGGAGCUCAGCUCCGGUGCAAACGGUGGCACGUCCACCAGUUUGUGCAUUUCUGGCUGACCUGAGCUGAUGCUGUGGGAUUGAGUAGCGUUGCCUAGCAGCAGCAGCGUGGGAGAUGGCGUAUAAGCACAUCACUUUUCCCUUUUUUUUUUUUUUUUUAAUUUUAUUGAGGCUGUUGCAUCGAAAAAAAGCUUUUUCAAGGAAAUUAGUCAGUGUGCGAUUUCUUCCUCAAGGCUCACGCUGGAGUUACAGGAGCGGCUGGGCUGGCUUCCAGCGCUGGGAGCCGCACGCGGCCCGGGCAGCUCGGUGCCGGCGCGUUACUGCUGCGGAGGAGGGACGGACGGGACGGACAGACUGACCGACUGCAAUAACUUUGUUUACUGGGGAGCGAGAGGGGAGCAUGGCUGUGCCCCUCUCUGCAUUUCAACCUACUGUAAAGAAACAGACGGUAGCUAGCGCGGGAUUUCCGUGGUCCUGCCUAUACGUGUGUUGCCCUGCGCUACUGUGUGCGUGUAUGUGUGAGAGAAGCACUCGCGCUCGUUGCGUUUCACGUUGGUUUGCGUUUUGUUCCACCUCUGUACAACCGAAUUCACCGGGAAGCUCUGCACGCCUGAGGGCUUGUGUUUGUGCCCUGUUGGAAGCUGCCUUUGCUCGGAAGUGCAGCCCUUCGCCCGUGCAAGGAGACAGCCGGACUUCGCAGCCUUGUCCUCCUGGGUCUGGCAGCUCUCAGGUCUCCCACCAGGCGAUCUCCUGCUCUCCCAGCAGGAUUUGGGGUCCCUGCCAGCCAGGCGGAGCACCGGGGCUGGGAACGCGGUGGGGAGAGGUGGCUGCGUGUGAGCUGGUGGGUACUGACGGAUGGCUGGGGGCAGGAGACAGCGUAGCCCCAUGUUCAGCUUGAGGGUUUUGGAGAGAGGUGCAAUUUAAAGGAAGAAACGCCACGGUGUUAUCUCACCAGCCCGUGUGAGAUUGGGCUUGAAACAGCUGGUGUCCUUCCCAGUUGCUGGUGGGAGAAGGGCCCCUCCUUCCUCAGAGGUGAGGCCUCAAGAAAAGGCUCGUUGCUGUGCUGUGCGAGGCUGACCUAGUUUAUCAGUGCUGGUGAGCACAGGAAAGAUGGAAGGUUUUUGUGGCGUCGUGUUGCACCUUGUGCUUCCCAGUCCUCCAGUUUUGUUUUUUUGGAGACUAAGGCUUGUCCCUGGCCCUGCCCGGGACGGUCACCUGCUGAGCUGGUGAUUUUGCAGAGGUCUUGGGUGGCUUUUGUAGCUCAGCACUGCAGUUGCCGUUCACUUAAUUUGUUACCCUUUACAUCUCAGCGGUAACUGCAGAGUCCCUCUUAAUUACACAUGAGCUUGGGGAGAGCCACCGUCUCUGUGGCUGUGUUUUGUUGUGUUAUUAGUACGUGCUUGCUGCUUUAUCCUGCAGGGCGGGCAGGGGUGGGAGGCUGGAGGUUUCCUGGGGCUGGAGGAGAUGUGCGUGUUGGUGUGCAGUCAUCAAGCUUGGCUGAGCACCACGCUGACCCCUGCUCACCUGGGAUUACAGCAAAGGCCUCGUCCUGCUUAGGGGUAGCAGGAAUUCAGCUGCAGCUUGCCCCAAAUGGCUCUGCCUGGUCAUUUCUCACCAGUAAUGGGUGCUGGAGGGAGCAGCGGAGAGCCAGGCCCUAGGGCAUUGCACCUGGUGCCUCAAAAUUUAAGAAAAUCCUGGUGAGAGGAAGCAGAGCUGAUGGCCUUCUGCUGCCGGAUGUGCCGGGGGAGCCUGGAGUCUGGGCUGAGGGCAGUCCUGCUGUGCAGCAGCACCGGGCUGGGGGGCCUGGUGCUUUCCUGGAGCUAGGUCAGAUGCAAUGUCCCCGUUCCUCUGGUCUCAGUCUGGUGGACAGCUGUGUGGUGACUCAUUUUUGUGUGACACUCCCUCUGGGCUUAUCAAGUAGGUAGGGAGAAGGCCAGAACUGAGCAGCAGCAUCUCCCAGAGGUUUUCUGGAGCCUCUUCAGCAGGGCUGUCAGGGGAGGUGCUCCUGCAGGGACAGUCGGCGGCAGUGGGACAGACAGGAGGAGGGGACAUGCCAACUUGGAAAGCAGCAGGUGACUGGUUUCCUUAAGGAAGAGCUCUGGUAUCGGGCCACAGCAGUCAGCUGCUGCUUUGCACCUUGGCCAGAGCAUUGCCUGCCCCGCUGCGUGCCUCGGCCACGGAGAUGCCACAGGGAAGCACCUUGCCAGUGCGGGUACCGCGUGCUGUGCUCUGCUGCGUGCCACGAGCCUUGUCCGGACCGCAGCGUGCCAGGGGACGUUACCACUGUGUAGGUUCCUGAGUUGUCCAUCUGUUUCGUUGUUGUAUUGUUUGGGUUCUAUUUUUUUUUUAAUGAAGACAUUAAGUGUAAAUAGCCUUUUUUUUUUUUUUUUUUGGAACAAACUGCAACGUGCUCGACCUCGUCAACUAUUUUAUGGUACUAAUGCAACACUAAUAAAACUGGACAUGAAAGC